Messenger RNA from Aethina tumida (small hive beetle), 951 nucleotides. NCBI's taxonomy places the organism in Eukaryota, Metazoa, Arthropoda, Insecta, Coleoptera, Nitidulidae. The record is from the annotation of a RefSeq genome assembly.
UUGUUAUUAAAAGAUUUAUUAUUAUUAUUCAUUUCUAGUUUAAUUUUAUUAAUUUGUGUUUUAGUGGGAGUAGCAUUUUUAACUUUGUUAGAGCGUAAGGUUUUAGGUUAUAUUCAGAUUCGGAAGGGGCCUAAUAAGGUGGGUUUUAUAGGGUUAAUUCAACCUUUUAGAGAUGCCAUUAAGUUGUUUACUAAGGAACAAACUUAUCCUUAUAUAUCAAAUUUAAAUUUGUAUUAUUUGAGUCCUGUAAUUAAUUUUUCUUUAUCGUUAUUUUUAUGAAUAAGUAUGCCUUUUAUUACUGUAAAUUUAAAUUUUAAUUUAUCCUUAUUAUUUUUUUUAAGAGUUUCAAGAUUAAGAGUUUAUACUAUUAUAUUAGCUGGUUGAGCUUCAAAUUCUAAUUAUUCUUUGUUAGGGAGAUUACGAUCUGUAGCUCAAACUAUUUCUUAUGAAGUUAGAUUAGCUUUAAUUUUAAUUUCUUUUUUAUUUUUAAUUUUAAGAUUAAGAAUUUUAGAUCUAAUGAUUUAUCAAGAAUAUCUUUGAUUUAUUUUUAUAAUAUUACCUAUUAGAUUAAUAUGAUUAGUUUCUAGAUUAGCUGAAACUAAUCGAACUCCUUUUGAUUUUGCAGAAGGAGAGUCAGAAUUAGUUUCUGGAUUUAAUGUAGAAUAUAGAAGAGGAGGAUUUGCUUUAAUUUUUUUAGCUGAGUAUUCAAGAAUUUUAUUUAUGAGAAUAUUAAGAGCUAUGUUAUUUUUAGGAGGUAAUUUAAUUAGAUUUACUUUUUUUUUAAAAUUAACUUUAGUAAGAUUUUUUUGAUUAUGAGUUCGAGGGACUUUACCUCGGUUUCGAUAUGAUAAAUUAAUAUAUUUAGCUUGAAAGUCUUAUUUGCCUGUUUCAUUAAAUUUUUUUUUAUUUUAUUUAGGAUUAAAAUUUAUUGUAUUUGUUUUUUUAAUUUAG